GCCUCUGAUUUUCAACAUAGUAAUUUUUGGCGGCUUUCUUGGCGUCUUUCAUAUCAUCUGCAAGCUUUAAGGAAUCUCUACCAGAAUGACUUACCCUGUAACUUUCAAAGCAUUUAAGAAGCUAAUAGUCAACCUGCAGGAUAUUGCACGCGAAUUGCAAGCCCAGGAUGAAAGCAAUAAAACAGAGGAGGAGUGGACCUACUGGUAUUACCAAGCCUUCUUUAGGGAUCCCAGCGUCCGAAAGAGAUAUGCUUUUAAGGUGGCGCCCUGCCCACGACACGUUCUUCAUAAAUUGCUCAAAGAUCCAGACACUGAGACUGAAGAUAUGGCUGUAGAUGACGAAGCGGAAGCCGCAACACAUACCCUGCCUGAAGAAUCCCAUGGUGUGAUAGUUGAAGUGGAAAGAAAAGGGAAAUUCGUCUUCCCAGUAUCUUUUAAAACUUUUCUUAACAGCCUAAACCAAAAGAAGGUGUUUUUCAAGAUAACCAAGACCAAAGAAGACUUUGAAAAACUUUUGGUCGAUGAGGCGUUGGCCCACCUUACCCUUAAAAAGUUAUACAACCGGUUUUAUAUGUUCCCAGAAAAGCGAUGCCAAAUCAACUUUUUUAAUGAUAAGCCUGCAACUUCAUUGGCGAAGCUCCUUCAGUUUGGCAGGCCGCAUAAUGAAACGGCAGCCAAGACUUUAGAGAAGCAUGCUGCAAAAGUUGCCAAUGACAAGAAUUACACUGACAACACCAAGGAUCUUCAUAAAAGGAUAGACAACGAUGCCAUUUCCGAGGAACAGAGUCUAAGCCAACCCGGGCCAACUACGUCUUCGCAGGUACGUGAACUGCCCAGAGCUGAGACUCCCGAGUGCGAUUCUAAAGAAUCUGAAGGUCAGAAAUCAGGUUUCAAAUAUCCAGUUUCUUUUAAACUCUUUAAAAGUCAUGUGUGCAAUCUCACGGAAAUCGUUAAAAAAAUGAAGCUUUGCGAUGAACAUGAAAUGAAAACCGAGGAGAUGUGUCUAAGGGACUAUUACAAAGGUUUUUACUCUGCGCCAGAGAUGCGAGAAAAGUUCAUUUGUCGCUUUAAGCCAUGUCCCGCCAAGAUGCAUAUAAAGUUGCUAAGUUUUCCACAGAAACACAACGAAAAAAAUCCAAAGGACUUAGAUUUUCCGAUUUUGAAGGGUACCACUGAGAAACCACCACAUUCCUGCAAGGAGGCUGUCGACGAACAGAGCCAAAGCCUGUCCCAGUCAACUAUGUCUUCGUCAGGACGGGUGCUGCCCAAGGCCAAGACUUCCGAGUGCGCCACUGAAGGUAUAAAAGAGACUGUACCGGGAACUGAACCCGACUGCCACGGGGAUUACAUACCCGAAAAAUUAGGUGUGAAAUAUCCAGUUUCUUUUAAACUCUUUAAAAGUCAUGUGUGCAAUAUCACGGAAAUCGUUAAACAAAUGAAGCUAUGCGAUGAACAUAAAAUGAAAACCGAGGAGAUGUGUCUAAGGGACUAUUACAAAGGUUUUUACUCUGUGCCAGAGAUGCGGAAGAAGUUCGUUUGUCGCUUUAAGCCAUGUCCCGCCAAGAUGCAUAUGAAGUUGCUAAGUUUUCCACAGAAACACAAAGAAAAAAAAUCAUCAGACAUAGAUUUUACGAUUGUGAAUGGUACCAAUGAGAAACCACCACAUUCCUGCAAGGAGGCUGUCGACGAACAGAGCCAAAGCCUGCCCCAGUCAACUAUGUCUUCGUCAGGACGGGUGCUGCCCAAGGCCAAGACUUCCGAGUCCGCCACUAAAAGUAUAAAAGAGACCGUACCAAGAACGAAACCCGAUUGCCAGGGGAAUUGCAUUCGCGAGAAAUUAGGUGUACAAUAUCCUGUUUCUUUUAAACUCUUUAAAAGUCAUGUGUGCAAUAUCACGGAAAUCGUUAAAAAAAUGAAGCUUUGCGAUGAACAUAAAAUGAAAACCGAGGAGAUGUGUCUAAGGGACUAUUACAAAGGUUUUUACUCUGUGCCAGAGAUGCGGAAGAAGUUCGUUUGUCGCUUUAAGCCAUGUCCCGCCAAGAUGCAACAGAAGUUGCUAAGUUUUCCACCGAAACACAAAGAAAAAAAUUCAAAGGACUUAGAUUUUCCGAUUGUGAAGGGUACCACUGAGAAACCACCACACUCCUGCAAGGAGGCUGUCGACGAACAGAGCCAAAGCCUGCCCCAGUCAACUAUGUAUUCGUCAGGACGGGUGCUGCCCAAGGCCAAGACUUCCGAGUGCGCCACUAAAAGUAUAAAAGAGACCGUACCAAGAACGGAACCCGAUUGCCAGGGGAAUUACAUUCGCAAGAAAUUAGUUGUACAAUACCCUGUUUCUUUCAAACUCUUUAAAAGUCAGGUGUGCAAUCUCACGGAAAUCGUUAAACAAAUGAAGCUAUGCGAUGAACAUAAAAUGAAAUCCGAGGAGAUGUGUCUAAGGGACUAUUACAAAGGUUUUUACUCUGUGCCAGAGAUGCGGAAGAAGUUCGUUUGUCGCUUUAAGCCAUGUCCCGCCAAGAUGCAUAUAAAGUUGCUAAGUUUUCCACAGAAACACAACGAAAAAAAUCCAAAGGACUUAGAUUUUCCGAUUUUGAAGGGUACCACUGAGAAACCACCACAUUCCUGCAAGGAGGCUGUCGACGAACAGAGCCAAAGCCUGCCCCAGUCAACUAUUUAUUCGUCAGGACGGGUGCUGCCCAAGGCCAAGACUUCCGAGUGCGCCACUGAAGGUAUAAAAGAGACUGUACCGGGAACUGAACCCGACUGCCACGGGGAUUGCAUACCCGAAAAAUUAGGAGUGAAAUAUCCAGUUUCUUUUAAACUCUUUAAAAGUCGUGUGUGCAAUCUCAUGGAAAUCGUUAAACAAAUGAAGCUAUGCGAUGAACAUAAAAUGAAAACCGAGGAGAUGUGUCUAAGGGACUAUUACAAAGGUUUUUACUCUGCGCCAGAGAUGCGAGAAAAGUUCAUUUGUCACUUUAAGCCAUGUCCCGCCAAGAUGCAACAGAAGUUGCUAAGUUUUCCACCGAAACACAAAGAAAAAAAUUCAAAGGACUUAGAUUUUCCGAUUGUGAAUGGUACCACUGAGAAACCACCACAUUCCUGCAAGGAGGCUGUCGACGAACAAAGCCAAAGCCUGCCCCAGUCAACUAUGUCUUCGUCAGGACGGGUGCUGCCCAAGGCCAAGACUUCCGAGUGCGCCACCGAAGGUAUAGAGGAGACUGUACCAGGAACUGAACCCGACAGCCACAGGGAUUGCAUACCCGAAAAAUUAGGUGUGAAAUAUCCAGUUUCUUUUGAACUUUUUAAACGUCAUGUGAGCAAUCUCAAAGAAAUUGUUCACAAUAUGAAAUUAUGUGAUGAGUAUAAAGGAGAAACGGAAGAGAUGUGUAUAAAGAAUUAUUACAAAGGCUUUUACGCUACACCAGAGAUGCGUGAAAAGUUCGUUUGUCGAUUCAAGCCAUGCCCAGCUAGAAUGCAAAAAAAAUUGGUUAGUUUUCCACCAAAACCAACAGAUUGUCCAAAUGAGAAUGCUUCUACCGAGAAACCUGUGGAUGAAAGUCGGCAGGUCCCGUUUUCCAUUCCUAGGGGUAAUACAAAUACAACUACAGAAAGCAGCCAAGUAACUCAUCCCAAUGAGGAAGUGGCCGCGAUAGCCAAGCUAACAAAUAAAGAUUACGAAUUAACGGAACACACCAUUUUUAAUGUGCUUUACCGGUUUCCUGUUUCAUUCCUAUCAUUUUUGCAUGCUAUAAAUUAUGACGUAAUUAUCGAAAAGUUGGUAAGCCAUACUUACCGGAAAAAGGGCCUUCAGAAGCAAAAGGAUAUUCUCGGAAAUAAAACCACUUGUGUAAAGAUACUAUAUCGAUAUUACCGCUCCUUUUACUAUGAUAAUAAGAUUCGCAAGCGAUUUAAAUAUAAUUUUAAUGCUGCUCCUAUAGAGCUGCGAAGUCAGUUCCUAGAAUUGGCUGAGCCCAUUUCCCAACCCCAAAAUCAGUCAGAAGCUGAGCCACAAUUAAACAUCCAGCAUCCGUCUCUAUCGAACAAUUCAACACAAUCUAUGGGCGAUUUGUUUGCAGCUAGGUUGUUGGAAUUAAAUGGCAAACAAAUUAUCGACGUGGUUGAUUACACUUGGGCUGAGUCCCUGUUACCUGAAGAAAAUGCAUGUUCAGUGGCAACUAGCAGAGUUGUUAAUUCUGAAUCACCGGCCGCAACCCCGGUAAAAGAAAUUGAGUCAAACUCAUCUACGGUUACAGAAGGCAGCAGGGAGAACCGUGUAACAUCGUUAUUAAAUACGUCGUCAGCACAAAAAAGCGAAAAACAAAUCCUUCUCGAGCAAGCUAAGGAAAUAUUUUUCGCCGAAAACACUCCGGAUCACAAACUGAAGUACUUGAUUUGCACAAGCAAUGGUCACAUGAGAUCCCUUUGGCGUAUACUCUACCAACUAACUCUUCAGGAAUUCUCUGACUACACGAGUAUCCACAAUGGGGAGGGCUUGUAUGAAAGCAGUGAAGACUUGCAACUUUGCUACGAACACGUCGUGAAUUUAGGCAACUGGCCAAUAAAUCUAGGUGUCAAAUUGCCCUUUUUGAAGCAGCUGCACCACAUUAAAGGAGUACAGCUAGAUAAGCUGGACCUGGGUCGUUUAUCGCCGAAGAUAGUAAACUCUUGGGAAUUGGGAAUUUACUCAAAUUUCGACAUAAUCGUUGAACAGAUGUACACCCAACAUAGCCGAAAGAUUAUUGAUGAUGUUGUGCAGUUGUUCCAGCAAAGGGAUCAAUUAUAUGCAGCCUGUUGGACACAUAAUGAGUGGAUCCCUCAAGUACCUGAGAUCACGGAUGAGUCACUAAACGCCGCGAUUGAAGUAGAGGAGCGUGUUCUUGAUGAAAUUUCAUUAAGGUCACUUUGUGGUGUAGAAAGUCGGGAUGGGGGUAGCCCAGCAGAGAUAGUCUCCAUCGCAUCUACUAUAGACAUUGUUCAAGAAGAACCAAGUUGUCCACCCACUCAGUUUAACAUAACGAAUUUUGUGGACAUGGAAAACCUAAGUCUAUUUUCCCAAGCGACACAAAUAGCAGCCGAUCCACUUAUGUCCCAGGAAAUUACGGAUGUCGUCGAAGCAUCACAAGUGCCAGAAACUCCAACUGAUUCAACGUCAACACCGAUGGAAAUAGUGUCGGUUAAAAAUGAACCAACGUUUUUAAACAAGCAACGCGGAACCAUUAACAGUAAUGGUUGCGAUUGGGAGACAAUUGCGUCCGAAGAGCAAAUAAUUGACUUGGAUGAAACACAAAAUGAGGGAUCGAGUUUUUCCUGUUUUGCGAUCUCAAAACCUGCAGAUGAGAAAGAGGAAGAGUUGAAAGCACCCGCCCCUCUAGAACUGCCAAGCGGGCCAUCCACGUCGGCGCAUCAGGGGACUGUGAAUCUUGGAAAGCGAUUGGCAGCCAACAAUGGAGUGCCCAGCAAGCGAAUAAAACUGAUAAACGAUAAUGUUCCGCAGCUAAGGCACCAGUUCCCAGCGUUGCCGAUGGCUGUAAUGGUGCGAAUUGAAUCUGGAGCGAACCAACCUCCCGACCCUGUGGAUAAAACAACGCCUCAGCCAGAAGAGUCAGACAUCACGCCCUCGCAGGACUUCGCCGCUGGCAAUACACUCCUGGAAUCCAGUAAUCUAAACGCACUGCUAGACGCCACGAAUGUCAACACCCGAAAGAGAGUGCCAUGAGACCACAUUUGUAUUAUUAAGUAAGUUUAAAAAGAAGUAAUGUUGACGUGCAUGGAUACAAUGAAAAUCGGCACAGUAACUGUAAUGCCUCUAGAAUUAAAUUUAAAAGAAAGGAUACAACAAGUUUGGAAAGUCUACAUUUGUAUUUAUAUGUUUUUUCUUGGGGACCCUAAUUUCUGGCUACAUGUUUUCAACACGGAGAAGUAAUUGUCCCCAUUAAAAUUUCCACUGUAAAUACUUUUUUUUAGGAAGAUUUAAAUAAAAAGCUGGGGACUUAACAUUCGCAGUUAUCACAAUUCUAUGGCCUGCAUUGGCACGAUCGGUUACAUUUAUUUUAAAAUUUGUUAUCUCGAGUUUGAGACAACUAUAUCCUAUGCAUGCCAUACAAAACAACUGACAGGAAACAGUUACAAAUUAAUUUUUUUUUGUCGAAAAAAAUAAAAUUUGAGAAAUAUACUAAUUAAAGAGAACUUUAAUGUCGUUUCAUAGCCGCAUAGUAAGACCGUAUUAGGAGAACAUUUAGUCAGUAUAUUUGUUCAGUUUACAAUAAAAAUAAAUUUCAAUCCGUUUUCAAAUCAUUUAUUCGCCGAUUUCACGUUAAACCCAACACAAACAGCUCUGAAAUGUUGAUGCAACAGUUAAGACUAAUUUACUGGACAUCUAGUGGUGUUCGGCAU
Molecule: messenger RNA, 6393 nt
Organism: Drosophila rhopaloa
Lineage: Eukaryota; Metazoa; Arthropoda; Insecta; Diptera; Drosophilidae
Product: protein telomere ends associated
Exons: 9
Coding region: 86-5716 (1876 amino acids)
Source: RefSeq, a predicted model, not a curated record